Molecule: messenger RNA, 1175 nt
Organism: Amaranthus tricolor (Joseph's coat)
Lineage: Eukaryota; Viridiplantae; Streptophyta; Magnoliopsida; Caryophyllales; Amaranthaceae
Product: germacrene A synthase-like
Exons: 7
Coding region: 1-978 (325 amino acids)
Molecular function (GO): magnesium ion binding; terpene synthase activity
Source: RefSeq, a predicted model, not a curated record
AUGGCUCCUUACGAAGCCCUAUAUGGGAGGAAGUGUAGGAGUCCUAUAUGUUGGAACUAUCUUAAUGAGUCGUUGGGAUUAGGACCAGACAUGAUUGAGGAGACUACAAAGAAGGUAAGGAUGAUCCAAGAACGUAUGAGGGGUGCGCAAGAUCAUCAGAAGUCGUAUGCAGACAAAAGGAGGAGAGCAUUAGAGUUUGAAGUAGGUUCUUAUGAAGUAUUGGAACGAAUUGGGGAAGUAGCCUAUAGAUUAGUCCUACCUAUGAACCUAGCCAAAGUCCACAAUGUCUUCCAUGUAUCCCAACUCCGAAAAUAUGUCCAUGACCCUUCCCAUAUCACACAACAUGAAACCAUUGAACUUGAUGAAACCCUUACCUUUGAAGAAAAGCCAAUAAAAAUCCUUGAUACCAAAACAAGAUGUACCCGGAACAAGGAAAUUAUGUUGGUCAAGAUAUUAUGGAUGAACCAAGAAAUCGAAGAAGCCACAUGGAAAACCGAAGUUGACAUUAUAAAGCGAUACCCCGAACUGUUCGAACAGGUUAUUGAUUGCGUGGGAGUCAUGGAGUGGACAAGAAGCCUCGAAUAUGAAAGAAAAUUCCCCUUUGCAAGGGAAAGAGCAGCAGAGAACUACUAUUGGGCAUUGGGAGCGUGCUAUGAACCCAAGUAUUCAUAUGCUCGUAUACUCCUAGCAAAAUUCUCGAUACUUAUAACUGUUGUGGACAACAUCUUUGAUUCAUAUGGCACCAUCGACGGAUUGGAUCUUUUCACUGAUGCCAUCCAUAGAUGGAAUAGUAGCUGUAUGAAUCUUGAUAUAUUCCAAGAGCUUGAACAAGAGUUGGCUCAUGAAGGAAGAACAUAUGCUGUUUCUUAUCUUAAUAAAAAGGAGGCAUGGGACAAAUUGCAAGUAAAGAAUCCUUUGAAUGGUUUUCUCAUAAAUCAAAGGCCAAGAAAGCAUCAGGUAUUCUCUGCAGGAUCAUGAACGAUAUAGCUGGGCACAAGGUUGGACACUCCUUUCUUAGUCAGUCUUGAAUGGGUUUAAGCUGCAUCAUGUACACAUUUUCUUAGCGAAUAGGGCUCAGGGCUUUGCGGUGGAAGCAAGGACGGUUUUGCGGUUGUGUGUCACUAAAGGAAAAGGAUUGGUGGUGGUGAGUGAUGGUGUCUCCGGUGAGAGGGAGG